Ipomoea nil (Japanese morning glory) is the source of this 1771-nucleotide messenger RNA. Its product is annotated as zinc-finger homeodomain protein 6. The coding region runs from base 721 to 1662 and encodes 313 amino acids. The transcript has a single exon. The record is from RefSeq and is a predicted model, not a curated record. Lineage: Eukaryota; Viridiplantae; Streptophyta; Magnoliopsida; Solanales; Convolvulaceae. Gene Ontology annotation, biological process: regulation of DNA-templated transcription; regulation of developmental process. Gene Ontology annotation, cellular component: nucleus. Gene Ontology annotation, molecular function: transcription cis-regulatory region binding; DNA-binding transcription factor activity.
CGAGAUUAAUUAAGCUUAGCUGCCAAACUAGCAAGGCAUUUACACAGAUUUUGCAGGAAGAUUCCAGGCAACCAAUGCUACGUCCCAUCAAAGCUAUACCCCUUUACCAAAUCCAUUCCUUUCUCUCUCAUCUUAUAGAGAGAGAGAAUAAUGAGAAACUGUUGGGCUGCAGAAGAGCUAACAUGAAGUUGUCGGUUGUUCAGCAGAGGAACCCCAUCAUCAUCUGAAAUUUUUGGCUCCCUUCAACGUUUGUUCUUUAUAGGUUUUUUGACGGAUCUGAGGAGACACAAAACCCUGUCUUCUUUAAUUUACUCUCCCCCCCUUCUCCCUCCACUGCAUUAGCUCCUGAAUCAGUGCUCCUGAAACUAUAUACCCUACAGUUUUCGAAUCAAAUAUAAUCCACUGUUCCCUGUGGCUACCAGUACUCAUAAUCUCCUGUUUCGAGGGGUCCCAUAAAAGCUUUCAAGAUUCUCUUGAAUGUUUUAGCUUGAAGCCGGACAACAUAGCUGCCAUUUUAUGUGGGUGCGGUUUCUUAAUCCCACCAUCCAUCACUUUACUACGUAGUAAUAGGAAGAGGUUUGUCAUUUGUGACUUUAAUUUGUGGGUUUGGCACUAACAACUAACAAGAGUGUCGACAUCAAAGGAUAAACGUACGGAUUGGUCUGAGAAAAAUUGCAGAUUAAUGGUGUAUUAAGGUAAGUUCGGAGAUAUCAAGAAUCAAUGGAGGUGAGAGGUAGCAGCCAACAACAAAAGGAUAUGAGAAUACUACAAAACUCUAUUGGCGGCGGCUAUCCAUCUUCAAGAAUCAGUCAUCAUCGUCUUCAAGAACCGCUGUCUUCUUUGGAUAGAAGAAACAAUGGUUUGAUUAUUGAGAAUCAUCAUCCUAUGCAAACCCUAGAUCAACUUCACCUCGCUCAAGAUGAUGAGGCUGCGAAUCCAGAUCCAGAUCCGGGUGUUCUUCCAGCUGGGCCGGGGAAUAGCGCCGCCGUGGCGGCGCCGCCGCAAGUGCUGCCGGAAACUUCCGCCAAUGGCUCUGGGAAUUCAGUUAGGUACAAAGCGUGCCUCAAGAACCAUGCGGCUAGCAUGGGGGGACAUGUGAUCGAUGGGUGUGGAGAAUUUAUGCCCAGCGGCGAAGACGGCACUCCGGACGCCCUGAAAUGCGCCGCCUGUGACUGCCACCGCAAUUUCCACCGGAAAGAAAUCGACGGCGAAGCCCCGCCGCCGCCCUAUUUCCCAUUUACUCCAGCAAUAAACAACCACCAUCAUCGUGUUCACACUCCACAUUCCGCUCCGGUGGCAAUGCCUCCCCGGAACCUCCACCACUACUCCCACGGUCUGCAGGUGCCGCCGGUAAUGAUGGCAUUUGGCGGCGGCGCUCCGGCGGAAUCUUCCAGCGAAGAUCUCAACCUGUUUAACCACGCCCGAGGACAGGUUUUACACAAUCCCUCGCCAUUUUCAGUGUCGAGAAAGCGGUUUAGGACGAAAUUCACGCAGCAACAGAAGGAUAGCAUGCAUGAAUUUGCAGAAAAGCUCGGGUGGAAGAUCCAGAAGCAAGAUGAGCAACAAGUGCUGCAAUUCUGCAGUGAAAUGGGCAUAAAAAGGCAAGUGUUCAAGGUGUGGAUGCACAACAAUAAACAAAAUUUCAAGAAGCCACAAAUGUAAGCCAUAAAAUACAUGUGUGAAUUUAACUUCUACUGUGCUUAGAACUUAUCCAUUGUGCAUAAUUGCAUAGAAGUAGCUAGAGCUACAAAAAUAACUUCUUUUUUUUUUU